This is a messenger RNA of Mangifera indica (mango), 2424 nucleotides long. RefSeq lists its product as uncharacterized. Gene Ontology annotation, biological process: transmembrane transport. Gene Ontology annotation, molecular function: transmembrane transporter activity. Bases 1 to 2424 code for a protein of 807 amino acids. Lineage: Eukaryota; Viridiplantae; Streptophyta; Magnoliopsida; Sapindales; Anacardiaceae. The record is from RefSeq and is a predicted model, not a curated record. Gene Ontology annotation, cellular component: plasma membrane. The transcript is spliced from 3 exons.
AUGGCAACAACAUACCACACUGCAUCGCUAUGGCGGGUGCGCCUUGGCUCGGCGCUGAGGACAAGUUUGGCGUGUAUUAUCGUCGUCUGCUCCACCCUUUACGGGCCGGAGCCUCUCCGGCGAAUACCGGCAUUUCCAGCUUUUUCUUACGUGACAACGAUACUGAUUGUGUCUGAUGCUACACUUGGUGGCACUCUUAAGGGGUGCUGGAGUGCUUUGCUCGCCACCGUGCAAGUUAUGAGCCUUUCAAUAUUAAGCUUGCGGGUGAUCGGACCCGAGAGGUUCACCAGUGGGGUGGCGGCAGCUGUGGUGGCGGUUACCGCCUUUGUUGUUGCGUUGCCGAAGUACAGUGAUUUGAUGGCUAAGCGGAUUGCUUUCGGGCAGAUUGUGAUUGUGUAUGUGGGUACAGUUACUCAUGGGGCAACAACUGGAGUUGUGAUGCACCCAAUUCAUGUGGCAGCGAGCACUGCUCUUGGUGCCUUGGCUUCUGUUUUCGCCAUGAUAAUUCCCUGUCCCCACUUAGCUUACUAUGAGGUUAAGAAAUCAUGCAGAUUAUAUGCUGAAAAUGCUUCAGAGAGAGUCAAUCUCUUGGUCAAGGCAUUCUGUGCAAAAGAUAGCACAACAGCUCUCGACUUCAUUUCAGAAGCCAAAUCUCUCUUUAAAGCAGGCGCCAAGCUGCUUUUGAGUAUCAAAAACAAACAGGAUGCCAUGUUAUGGGAGAAGCCUCAAAUCAGAGUCUUGAAAUCCAACUGUUUAAACCCAAGAGAAAAAUUGCAAGAACUGGAAAUACCAAUUAGAGGAAUGGAACUGGCUCUGAAUUGUUGCUGUUCUUUUCCUGUUGGCAUAGUUGAUGAAGAAGUUAGACAUGUUUUGGAAGCUUCAAAAGCACAGAUUGACCUUAAACUAGAGCAAGCGAAAGGUUAUGCAUCCUUUGAUGCAACAACGGUUCCCGACAUCAAGAAUGAAUGCGCAGACAAGUCACUGUGGAGCCUCGGAGCCAUUUCAUCAACUGAAGAUGCUUUUGCUUCCUUCUUCUUUUACUGUAUAGAACUCCUCCAAAAUGGCUUUCCCAUUGCCAGAAAUUCUGAGAGCGUUGUCAGGGAUGAAAAGAAAACUACAACUGAAGAAUUGAGUGGUUCGAAAAAUCAAGAAAAAAGUAUGAAUUUACUCAAAAGAACUCUGUUAAAGUUGAGAAGCAGUGAAAGCUUCAUUUUUGCACUCAAGUGCUCUGUUUCUCUCGGUCUUGCUGUCUUCUUCGGGUUGAUCUAUAACAGAGAGAAUGGUUACUGGUCAGGACUGACGAUUGCAAUCAGUUUUGCAAGUACCCGUCAAGCGACAUUUAAAGUUGCGAAUUCUCGAGCCCAAGGAACAGCGAUGGGAUCAGUCUACGGAAUAUUGUGUUGCUUUAUGUUCCAAAAAAUUGAGAAUUUGAGGUUCCUGCCGGUGCUGCCAUGGAUCAUUUUCACUACUUUCUUGAGGCACAGUAGAAUGUAUGGGGAAGCCGGUAGUAUUUCAGCUGUUAUAGGAGCAUUAUUGAUCUUGGGUAGAAAAAAUUAUGGCUCUCCAACAGAGUUUGCGAUUACUCGAAUCACAGAGGCUACCAUUGGAUUGAUAUGUUUCAUCAUGGUUGAGCUCGUCUGUCAGCCCGCCAGGGCUGCAACUCUGGCGAGAACUCAACUUGUGCAGACCUUGGAGGCGCUUCACAAUGGCGUUAAGGACAUAAAUCUUUCUCCCAACAAAAAGAAUAUGUCAACUAAUUCUAGAGCACUGGGAGAGAAACAUAAUAAAGUGAAAUCACAUGUUCUAAAAUUAGAGAACUUCAUUGUAGAAGCGGAGUCGGAGCCUAACUUCUGGUUCUUGCCUUUUAAUGUUACUUGCUACCAGAAGCUCCUGGGAUCUUUAUCAACAAUGGCAGACCUCUUACUCUUUGUAGCUUACAAAAUUGAAUCUCUCUCGCAAGCCUCCGAGAAUUGUGGAGUUGCUUGGAACGAAAUCCGGGAACAAAUAAACGAAGAAAUUGAGAUUUUCAAAGAAAAAGUUGGGUAUUCACUGAAAUGCUUUGAGGAGGUGAUCUCAAUCAAGUCCAUCAAGAAACUUGCAGAGGAGCUGCAACAGAGAAACUCUUCUUACGACUUCGAAUUGGGAAGAUUAAUAAAUGAAGAAGAUGUUCUGGAGAUUUUAAGCUCUUUUCUUCAACAUUCAAACAAUGUUGCUUACCGAAUCAACACUGACGAAGGAGAUGAACAGCUUCAGAGCCAGACAGUUGUUUGCUUGAAUGGCCUUGGGUUCUGCAUCAGUUGCUUGGCGAGGGAAACAACUGAACUGGAGAAAGAAAUCAAAGAAUUACUAAAAUGGGAAAAUCCCACUAGGAAUAUUAAUUUGUAUGAAAUCUCUUGUAAGCUUAAUGCUCUGUACAAAAAGUAA